This is a messenger RNA of Nerophis ophidion (straightnose pipefish), 1518 nucleotides long. It is a transcript of the gene eif2b1, whose product is annotated as eukaryotic translation initiation factor 2B, subunit 1 alpha. Gene Ontology annotation, biological process: translational initiation. The record is from RefSeq and is a predicted model, not a curated record. NCBI's taxonomy places the organism in Eukaryota, Metazoa, Chordata, Actinopteri, Syngnathiformes, Syngnathidae. Gene Ontology annotation, cellular component: eukaryotic translation initiation factor 2B complex. The transcript is spliced from 9 exons. Bases 290 to 1291 code for a protein of 333 amino acids. Gene Ontology annotation, molecular function: guanyl-nucleotide exchange factor activity; translation initiation factor activity.
UAUAUGACGUGUUUUUUCAACCCCCAAGCCGACGUCAUCUCUCCGCGACACGCCAACCCGCAGAACAACUCGCCGAAAUCAACUUUUCAUGCCGCUUUUAUGUAGUUUUCUGUAAGUUGGAGGUAAAAGUGAAAUAGUUUUAAUUGGAAAUCGACUGAAUGAAAGUCUUAUUGGGAAAAAAAGGUGCGUAUGAACAGUUUGCGAGAAGGCGGAGUAACGCCACGUUAAAAUUGUAUUUUUUUUUUCGUCACCAUUUUUCUUUUUCACGCCCUAAAAGUGUUCAUUCAGCAUGAAUGAAGAAGAGCUGGUGGAGAACUUCCGGGCUCAGAUGAGGAACGAUCCGGAUGUGGCGUCCGCCGUGGCCGCCAUCCGCACCCUGCUGGAGUUCCUGAAGAGAGACCAAGGUGAGACCCUCCUGGGACUGGGAGAGAGUCUGAAGUGGGCCACGGAUCGUCUGACCGCCGUGGAUUCAUCCGUGGCCUUGUCGUCUGGCGGCGAGCUCUUCCUGCGCUUCAUCAGCCUCACGUCGCUGGAGCACCAGGAUCUGUCCCGCUGCAAGAAGGUGAUGGAGGAACGAGGAGAGCUUUUCUUGGAGAAGAUCUCCAUGUCCAGAAGCAAAGUGGCUAAGCUGUGUCACACCUUCAUCAAAGAUGGCGCGAAAAUCCUGACACAUUCCUACUCCAGAGUGGUCCUCCGCGUGCUGGAAAAGGCGGCGGGCGAGAACAAACGUUUCUCCGUCUUCGUCACAGAGUCGCAGCCCGACGGCACCGGGCGGCAGAUGGCAGAAGACUUGAGGAAGCUCAACGUUCCUGUGACCGUGGUCUUGGACGCGGCUGUGGGGUACAUCCUGGAGAAGGUGGAUCAGGUCAUCGUGGGCGCGGAGGGCGUGGUGGAGAGCGGCGGGAUUAUCAAUAAGAUUGGCACCUACCAGACGGCGGUGUGUGCCAAGGCUCACAACAAACCGUUCUACGUGGUGGCCGAGAGCUUCAAGUUUGUACGCCUCUACCCUCUCAACCAGCAGGACGUGCCGGAUAAGUUCAAGGUGGGGGGUGGGUGCCAUUCUAGUCUUGGAAUUGUAGAUCUCACGAUGUCUUUGUUGUCUGUCCCGGCAGUACAAAGUGGACACGUUGAAACACCUCCCCAACCUGUCCGAGGAACACCCGCUGGUGGACUACACGCCCCCCUCCCUCAUCACCCUCCUCUUCACCGACCUGGGCGUCCUCACGCCGUCGGCCGUCAGCGACGAGCUCAUCAAGCUUUAUUUAUAAACAGCAUUAAACGGCUUUCUUGAGGAGACGAGUGUCACUCAGAAGCUCCUUCAUGUCGUCGUCGUCCACGUCAGAGCACUGAGGACAAGAAUGAACACCAUCAGGAUAAGAAGUUAAGGUACUUAUUGGGUUUGAGCAGAAGUGUCAAAAUGUGGCCGGGCAGCUAACUUUUUAACGGCCGGUGACACAUUCUAAAAGUACAAUUAUUUAAAAAAACAACAACACUGGAAUAAAAGUUUAAACAGAAAAA